AUGAACAACAACAAGAACCGUGCUCUUAUCCAAAAACUCUCCCUCACCUUUGUGGAUCCUCGAGAUGGUUCCAAGGUGAUUAUUGGGGUUCAAGCCAAGAUUCCUGAAGGUACUGGACCGCUCCGAGUCGAACUCAUUCCUGUUUUGGGCUCUUUCGAUGAGGAAGCUGUUGGCUUUGCUCCUAUCCUUAACCAAGUGCGUGACACCACUUUGCCUCGCAUUCCUUGCCCUCCCCUUGUCGACUUGACCAGCAAGGAGCAAGAUGAACCUGUCGACUUGACCAACGAGCAAGAUGAAGAAACGAGUGUCGAAUCGGAGACCAAGUCGGAGACUAAGUCGGAUGAAGUGCCUUCCGAGGACGAGGAAGAGACAUCCGAAGAGGAAGAGGCAUCCAAAGAGGAGGAGGCAUCCGAAAAGGAAGAGGAUUCUGAUGACAGCGAGGACGAAAGGGCUUUUGCCGAAGCCUUUGCUGACCUUGACGCAGUGGAUGAAGCCAACGCCGUGGACAACAAUGCCCGUCUCCCAACUCGUCGCAACCCUCGUCGCAACCCUCCUCGCCGCAACCGUCGCACUACUCGCGCAGCGGCAUCGGCCAAAUUCGAUGAAGAUGACGAAUUGGAUGUCUUCCCCAUGUCGCAAGAUUUCUUCUGA
Seminavis robusta is the source of this 651-nucleotide messenger RNA. The record is from the annotation of a GenBank genome assembly. NCBI's taxonomy places the organism in Eukaryota, Bacillariophyta, Bacillariophyceae, Naviculales, Naviculaceae.